AUGGCCAGCCCCUUUCCCGUUCCCAACGCAACAGUCCCGUACUGGCGGACAGAGCUCCAUGAGCUCGACUCUCACCGUAGCACACCAGAAAUACCCGAGAAACAGGACAUCGUCAUCAUCGGGGCUGGUUUCGCGGGUGCGGCGCUGGCGUACUAUCUGCUCAAAGACAACCCGUCGAAGCUGAGCAUUACUAUUUUAGAAGCUAGGGAGGCUUGUUCAGGGGCCACGGGGCGGAAUGGCGGACACUUAAGACCUGACCUCUUCGUCGGCGUAGCAUCCAGGAUGCAAGCUCAAGGCCUUGAGACGGCGAACGAAGCUGGGCUCUUCGAGGUCGCCAACGCCAAGGCUGUCGUCGAGCUUGUCAAUGAAGAAAACAUCGAUUGUGAUCUUCGGCAGGUGACCACGGCUGACAUGUUCGUCGACGCGGCUGAAGCUUCUAAGGCCAUGAAGCUAUGGGACACGAUGUCGCAACUAGAUUGCCCUACUCUGAAGGAUGUUACUUACCAUGGCCCAGAAGAAGCUGAAAAGGUCACGGGUAUAAAAGAUGCUAAAGUUGCUUUCACGUAUCCGGCUCACACGCUGUGGCCGUAUAAACUGGUCAUGAACCUGCUAGCCAGUGCUGUAAAGCAAGGCGUUAAUUUGCAAACUCAUACAUCGGUGCUGGAGGUAUCCGAGACGGCUGAUAGCGAGGAAUUAUGGACACUUUCGACACCGCGAGGCAUCACAAAAGCUAGACGAGUUAUCUUUGCAAAUAAUGCAUACAUCAGCGGCUUGCUUAGCGAAUACGACGACGCCAUCUACGGCGCUCGCGGCACCGUUUGCAGAAUCGUGCCAUCUUCUCCUCCGCAGCCACCGGCGUGGGAGAUACCGCUAGGCUCUUGCGGAUUGGAGUCGGAGAGUCCUGAUAAGAUCGAAUCGUACUAUGGCUUGCGCCCAGACAAGAGCAUAAUGGUAGGAGGCGCGAGGAGUACGUUCUAUACUAAGCGGGAACUGUGGUACAGGAAUUUCGACGACUCAACGCUCAUCGAGCCUGCGGUGCCGUAUUUCGAGGGCUGGGCCGCAAGGACGUUUGAAGGGUGGGAGGAGACUCCCGUCAAGGUAGACAGCGUAUGGACGGGCAUCAUGGGCUAUUCAGCGGACGAUGCGCCGCACAUCGGCCCUGUGCCCUCGAAACCGGGCUUAUACUCGUGCGCCGGGUUCAAUGGCCACGGUAUGCCAAACGUCCUGCUCUGCGCCAAGGGCUUGGCCAGGAUCAUUAAGGACGGCUGCCCUUUUUCGGAGACAGGUGUGCCGGGUUGCUACGAGACCAGCGCCGCGCGGCUCCGGAAGAUAUCCGAGACUCUUGCGGGUUCCAGCACGGGGCGGGUGCGGACUGAUAUUUAAGUGACAGUAGGUAUGAGUGUGUGAAGUAUGUAUGGUACCGACAUGCCUGCGUACCAGAUAGCUGCUAAGCCUCUAACCUAGGUAUGCAUGUAAGUGCUGAUGUAGGUGAUGGUGGGUUUCUUGGUUAUGGAGACUGGCUAGGUAACGCCCAUGGAAUGAAGGUGUGAGAUUGGCUGACAAGGUUAGCAUUAAAGUAGUUGAAAAGUGGGAGUUCCUGAUUGAUGACACAAUCGAGGGCAUUUAUCCAUAUUGAAAUAGGUGUAAAAUAGUUAAUCUCAAGUUGGAGUUUU
Hypoxylon fragiforme is the source of this 1673-nucleotide messenger RNA. Its product is annotated as FAD dependent oxidoreductase. The record is from RefSeq and is a predicted model, not a curated record. Bases 1 to 1383 code for a protein of 460 amino acids. Gene Ontology annotation, molecular function: oxidoreductase activity. The transcript has 3 exons. Lineage: Eukaryota; Fungi; Ascomycota; Sordariomycetes; Xylariales; Hypoxylaceae. Gene Ontology annotation, cellular component: cytoplasm.